Molecule: messenger RNA, 436 nt
Organism: Zea mays
Lineage: Eukaryota; Viridiplantae; Streptophyta; Magnoliopsida; Poales; Poaceae
Product: phytochrome C
Exons: 2
Coding region: 44-436 (130 amino acids)
Biological process (GO): regulation of DNA-templated transcription
Source: RefSeq, a predicted model, not a curated record
GAAGAUACAGGGGCUACUUGAACUAAGAACAGUUACAAACGAGAUGGUCCGCUUAAUUGAGACAGCAACUGCCCGUGUCUUGGCUGUUGACAUUGCUGGUAACAUAAAUGGAUGGAACAAAAAAGCUGCAGAACUAACAGGGUUACCUGUAAUGGAAGCCAUAGGGAGGCCUCUGAUAGAUCUUGUUGUUGCUGAUUCUGUUGAAGUGGUUAAGCAGAUUUUGGACUCAGCUUUACAAGGAAUUGAAGAGCAAAAUCUGGAAAUCAAGCUUAAAACAUUCCAUGAACAGGAGUGUUGUGGUCCAGUAAUCUUGAUGAUUAACUCAAACGCUCUUUCAUUCAACAGAACAAAUGGGCUUGCUAUAUCACAUCUUUUGGUGUUAUGGUACAUAAUGGCGAGAAUAUGCAGACUAACGUUUUCAAAGAGUACACUAUAA